This is a messenger RNA of Rhizoctonia solani, 2166 nucleotides long. Its product is annotated as endonuclease/exonuclease/phosphatase family protein. The coding region runs from base 1 to 2166 and encodes 721 amino acids. The transcript is spliced from 6 exons. The record is from RefSeq and is a predicted model, not a curated record. NCBI's taxonomy places the organism in Eukaryota, Fungi, Basidiomycota, Agaricomycetes, Cantharellales, Ceratobasidiaceae.
AUGGUGCUCGGUCGCUUACUAUCAAUCUCUGGAGGUAUUGCCGCUGUUGCUGCCCAGGGCGUCUCUAUCGCCUCGAUCAACGGGAACGGGUAUGGCUCACCGUAUGCUGGUCAAACUGUUGCGGUACAAGGGCUUGUGACCGCAAAGGGACCUUCUGGUUUUUGGCUGGCCGAUGUCGGCAAUACUACAAGUGUUGGGUCCAGUGGAAUUUAUGUCUUUUCCACAUCGACUACGGUGCGUGGCCAAGUUACGGUGGGGGAUAUCGUAUCUUUGGGUAGCGCUCGUGUUGCACUUUAUCGGGCUGCAGCCGAUACCGAUAAUAUUUUCCUUACCGAGCUCACGUCCCCGACCAACAUCACAGUACUCUCUUCGAAUAACACCGUCACUCCAAUCGUGAUUGGCAAAGACCGGCCCGGCCCACCUACCGAGCAGUACACCUCUCUUGACGGCGGGAACGUAUUCGGUUUCCCUAAUAACCAGUCACAGCUUUCGACCUCCAAUAUCACUCUCCAGCCCGCUGUCUAUGGACUUGAUUAUUGGCAGAGCCUGGUAGGAACUCUUGUUACUGUUCGAUCGCCAGUCGCCCUUGGAUUUCCAAACACAUAUGGUGAUUUUUGGACCCAUGGUGACUGGAAAGUAACCGGGAAAAACAAGCGAGGUGGUUUGACCAUUACCUCAGAUGCCACCGGUGCCACCGAUGCAAACCCUGAGGCGAUCGCAGUCGGCUCCCCACUUGAUGGUACUCGAAAUCCUCCUGCAGCCGCCAACUCUACUGGCCUCCGGCUCGGCAGCACUCUAACUGAUAUCACCGGUAUACUCACCUAUGCCUUUGACACCUAUCGCGUGCUUCCCCUCACUGCACCUCGGGUCAUUUCUGCUCCAGAAUACAACCCAGUGCCGACUGAGUUCUCCUCCAACUCCACUGCUGAUUCAGAGAAUUGCUCCACUCUCACACUCGGCGACUACAAUGUUGAAAACUUGGACCCCAAGGAUGCUCAUCUCCCCGUCAUCGCAUCGCAUAUUGUGCAAUACCUAAAGACGCCAGACGUGAUGUGGCUCCAAGAGAUCCAAGAUGAGAAUGGUGCGACCAAUGAUGGGACGACGAGCGCUAAAGGUACACUUGAUGCACUCGUGGCAGCCAUCCACAAUGCAAGCAUUGCGAAUGGCGGAGCCGGUGUUAACUACUCUUGGGCACAAGUGGAUCCUAUUGAUGGUACUAAUGGUGGCGAACCAGGAGGGAACAUCCGUCCGGCCUUCAUAUACAAGCCCGAAGUUCUCGAGAUUAUCAAUUUCCGUCAGGGGACUGCAAACGACAGUGCGGUUGUUACUGGGACUGGUUCAAACACUACCAUCAAUUUCAACCCAGUCCUUGUCUCUCCCGAGAACUCUGCUUUUGUUAGCUCUCGCAAACCUCUUGUCGCCCACUUCCGAGUUCGUGCUACAAACGCCACACUUUGGUCUAUCAAUGUGCACCAAGCCUCCAAAGGCGGCUCUUCUCCUAUCGAGGGCGACUGGCGCACUCCCGCCAAUGGUGCGAUCGAGGCCCGUGUUGCGCAGGCUAAAGUUACCUCAGCAUUUAUCAAAACCAUCCUUGAUGCCGACCCAGCUGCCAAUAUCAUGAUUGCGGGCGACUUCAACGAGUUCCUGUCUACCCCGGUUGCCUUCGACCCAUACUAUUCCGUUGGCAUGCGCGACCUCGACGUUGUAGUUAACCGCGAUCCAGUAGAGCGCUAUACCUAUAUUUUCGACAUGAACACUCAACAACUUGAUCAUGCUCUUGUCUCACCCGCCAUCUGGAACUCCACCAAGAUCAAAGUUGAGUGGGAUCACGUCCAUGUGAACACCUGGAGGGAGACCACUGCACUCCGUGCGAGCGACCACGAUCCGAGUGUUGGCAAGGUUCGCUUAUGUGGUGCCGCACCACAAGCAUGCGACUUGAAGAUAGGCAAUUGGUGUGCGGCCCCGUUGCGACCCUUCAACAACCAGGCUACUUGCUUAACUUCGGCGGCAAUCUGCAAGAAACAAGGCGACGAGUGCUACAGAAAGGUCCCAUUAUUGCAGGUGCCUAAAUGCGUUGCAUAUACAGCAACCUGCACGAAAAAUGCGGUUUAUUGUGCUACGAGCUGCUCUGGUACCAAAUGCUCGCGAACCACAUUCCCCAAGUAG